This is a messenger RNA of Dermochelys coriacea (leatherback sea turtle), 945 nucleotides long. Its product is annotated as olfactory receptor 1020-like. Bases 1 to 945 code for a protein of 314 amino acids. Gene Ontology annotation, molecular function: G protein-coupled receptor activity; olfactory receptor activity. NCBI's taxonomy places the organism in Eukaryota, Metazoa, Chordata, Testudines, Dermochelyidae. Gene Ontology annotation, biological process: G protein-coupled receptor signaling pathway. The record is from RefSeq and is a predicted model, not a curated record. Gene Ontology annotation, cellular component: membrane. The transcript has a single exon.
AUGGACCCCCUGGAGCCGAUGGGGAGGGAGAACGACACCGCAGUGACCGAAUUCAUCCUCCUUGGUCUCUCCAGCAACCCAGCAGAGCAGCUUGUCCUCUUUGGGGUCUUCACAGCCAUCUACCUGGUGGCCCUGAUGGGCAACAUGCUCAUCUUACUGCUGGUCAGCCUCGACUCCCGGCUUCACACACCCAUGUACUUCUUUCUGGUCAACCUCUCGAUGGUGGACAUCGGCUACACCAGCUCCACCGUGCCCAAGAUGCUGGCCAAUUACCUGUCACGGGACAAGUCCAUCUCGUGGGCCGGUUGCCUCUCCCAGAUGUUCUUCUUCAUCUCCUUUGGGGGGAUCGAGUGCCUGCUACUGGGGGUCAUGGCCUACGACCGCUACGUGGCCAUCUGUCACCCGCUACAAUACGGUGCGUUCAUGAACCGGCGGGUGUGUGCCCUGCUGGCUGCAGCAGCCUGGACCAUGGGCUUUACCAACUCGGCUGUGCAUUCAUCCCUGAUGUCCAUCCUGUCCUUCUGCCGGGGCAACAUCCUCCACCACUUCUUCUGCGACAUUCCCCCGCUCUUCCAGCUCUCCUGCUCCGACACCCAGACCAACCAGGCUGUCACUUUUGCCUUUGGGGGUGCCGUGAUCUUGGGCUCUUUCCUGGGGACACUGGUGUCCUAUGUGUACAUUGUGAUGGCUGUUCUCAGGAUCCACACGAGGGAAGGGCGCCUCAAGGCCUUCUCCACCUGCGCCUCCCACCUGACUGUGGUCAGCCUCUACUUUGGCACCAUUAUCUUCACCUACAUCCGCCCCAACUCCACCUACUCGCAGGAGCAGGACCGGGCACUGCCUGUGCUCUAUGGCAUUGUCACCCCCAUGCUCAACCCCAUCAUCUACAGCCUGAGGAACAAGGAUGUGAAAGGGGCGCUCCGAAAAGCCCUGGCUAGGAGCUAG